This is a messenger RNA of Impatiens glandulifera, 791 nucleotides long. Its product is annotated as protein NOI4-like. NCBI's taxonomy places the organism in Eukaryota, Viridiplantae, Streptophyta, Magnoliopsida, Ericales, Balsaminaceae. The transcript is spliced from 2 exons. The record is from RefSeq and is a predicted model, not a curated record. Bases 207 to 452 code for a protein of 81 amino acids.
CUUCAUUUAUCAUUUUACAUUCUUUCUCCUUCAGACAGGAGAGGCGCCAUUCUCAUCAUCUUCAUCUUCAUCUUCAUCAUCUAUCUCUAACCCUUCCUUCAAAUUCAUCCCUUUUCCUUUCAUUCUUCAAGAACCCAUCUCCGAUCACAUAGAUAUAUUACCCUUUUUCCGUUUCAUCAAACAAGGAUUUCAGUUUUAAAAGAUUCAUGUCGGAGAAAGGGGGAAGGCCAUUGCCAAAGUUUGGAGAAUGGGAUGUGAAUGACCCAACAUCAGCUGAAGGGUUUACAGUGAUCUUUAAUAAGGCUAGAGAUGAGAAGAAGACUGGUGGUGGUAAAGAUGAAUCACCAGCUAAGGAUCAUAAUCAUGGCAAGAAUGGAUCUCAAUCUGUGAAACCUACAGGUAAAAAUAAAAAAUGGUUCUGCUGUAUGCACAAUCCUCAAGCAGAAUCUUGAUGAUUUGUUUACAAGGCUGAAUGAAUGAAUGAAUCAAAUUGGAAGAGAAUGUUGGGUGAUUUCUUCUUCCCUGCUUAUUUGUUCAUAGUAGAAGCAUAUGGUGUCUUGAGUAAUGAUAUGUAUACUCUGAUUUGAUAGAAAUCAUUGUGUUUUAAAGCUACUUCCCUUGGGGGUAAAACAAUUAUGUUAAAACAAGAAAGACAAGUUUUUAUUUGUACUUAUUGGUUGUUCUUAUUUGUGGUGCUUUUUGUUUUUUGUGUUUAGAACUACUUGUUCUUCCUAGUCUUUAUUCUGAAGUGUAAUACUAUAUAUUUUUCCACUGAUUGUUUGGAAUACUCA